Molecule: messenger RNA, 3093 nt
Organism: Chionomys nivalis (European snow vole)
Lineage: Eukaryota; Metazoa; Chordata; Mammalia; Rodentia; Cricetidae
Gene: Map7d3
Product: MAP7 domain containing 3
Exons: 18
Coding region: 11-2740 (909 amino acids)
Biological process (GO): microtubule cytoskeleton organization
Cellular component (GO): microtubule cytoskeleton
Source: RefSeq, a predicted model, not a curated record
AGCUCCGAAGAUGGCCGACCACGCUUUUGCGGGUACCAGUGGCAACUCAUCUUUGCGGGGUCUACGAGAACGCUUGGUUGCCGUAGCUCAAGAACUAGCUGAAGAACGGCGACGUAAACGUGGUAUUAAUUCUUCUGCAGUUACUUCUAAGAGAUCGUCGUGUACACCUGUUUUAGAUGGUUCCGUCCUUAAAAAUGACAUCAAACAGCAAUUAGCCAAAGAACGCAGGGAAGAGAGAAAACGCCAACAAGAAGCCAACAAGGAGAAACAACUGCUUGAAAAACAACAGAAAGCGAAGCUACAGUAUGAAAAACAGUUGGAAGAAAGACACCGCAAACUGAAAGAACAAAAGGAAAAGGACGAGCGACGCCGAGUAUCUGCAGAAGAAAAAAGAAAACAGAAACAGGCGGAAGACAAAGAAAAAUUUAAGGCGGUAGUGUCCCGUACAAUGGAGAGGUGCAAUCGUGCUGAUCAGCGACAGAAGAGGUGGUCCUGGGAGGGGAGUGUGAUCAACGCUGACAAAACUGGAAAAACGGAAAGUAAACGAAGCUCUUCUCUGAAUAGAAAAGACAAUCAUUUACAUCCCAAUGUUGAUGAGGAACACGUGGACACUACGCCUGGCAUGACCAAAUAUGUUUUCCGCUAUGUUACUGCACCAGUAUUUACUAGUGAUGGGUUAAAGUCUUCUGCAAUAUUCUGUAAGUCAUCAUUAAAAAUGCCACUUCCAGCCAAAUUAGAAAUCACACCGACAAAGAAAAUCGAAACAUCUCUCAAGGAAAACAUGGAAAGAUCAGCAAAGGCGAAUGCAGAAAUGCCACCCAAGAUGAACAUGGAAGAACCCACACAGGCAAACCUGGACGGACCAUCUAAGGCUGAUGCGGAAAUGGCACUACAAAACAUAGCGGACAUCUCUGAUGCUAAGGUGGACAUUUCCCCCAAGGUGAAUAUUGAAGGACUCACUGAUGGGAGCUCGAUGAAGCACCCUGAAUCAAAUGCUGAAGAAUUCCCCCAAAUGAAUGUGGAUGCUUCUUCAAGUGUUGAACCAUUCCCCAUUGUGAGCGAGGAUUCAUCCCCAGUUCUGAGUACCAGAUCAUCCUCUGUUGUGAGUGUAGAAAUAUCGCCUGUUGUGAGCAUAGAUAGCUCGCCAGAAUUAAGUUUGGGCUCGGCAAGUGCUGUGCCCUCGGAAACACUCAUAGAAACAUCUCAGACUUCUCUUAAGACCAGCGGGGAAUUAAACCUUGAGGCCAGUAUAAAAGCACAGCCUGAGACAAAUGUUGAAGGACCACCCCAGAACUCAGAACUGGACAACACACGAAGUGUAAACCUUACCACCAAGAAACAGCAGCCAUCACAUAUACCGUGUUACAGAUGGCCGUCAUCGCCUGCAGGCGGGUGGCGCCCGCCUUCUCCCAUGAAGGCUGUCAGGCAGAAUCAAAGGAUCCGACCUCCAUCCCCUCUACCAGUCUCAAGAAUAUCAUCAAAGACUUCUCUUUCGUAUAAAAUAACCCCAGUUCAGAAUAUCCUGUAUGUGCCGAAUGCAUUAGGAACAAUAACAAAGACAAAAGAACCCGUUCAAAAGCAUAUGAUUAACAGAGAAUCUGGUAAUAAAAGUGUGCCAAGCAGUGAAGCAGCCAUGAAAGUUUCGAUAGAGAUACGCCAUGCAGCUUAUGAGCAAAAAGACAAAAAGGAGAAAGAAAGAGACCAGCGAGAAGAGACAAAGCAAAAUAUUUCUAGAAAAUCAGAAGGUAUGGUAGAGAGAGUGGAUAAAAUCCCAUUAGAAGAAUCCUCACCCUACAAAGAGGAGCAGCAAGAAAAAGAUCUGACAAGGAGACAUUUUGAGCCACCGGAAGACCAGAAAGAACGGCUACAGAAAGGGGACACCACCACGGUGAAAUCUCAGGACAGUGCUCAAAGUAGACAGAAGGAACAGGAAAGAAUUACGUUACAAAAUUUGCAAGAAAGAUUAGAAAGGAGAAAGAGGGUUGAGGAAAUAAUGAAGCGGACAAGGAAGACAGAUGUGAAUACCUCAAAGGAGUUUUUGCCUACUCUGAGCAGGAGUCCUUUGGAGACUUCAGAAAUAUCUGAUAAUUGCCCAUCCGAAGAGGAUGAAGCGGAUGAUGAAGGAGAAACAGAAAGCGAUGGGGACUCCCUGGAGAUGCUUCCAUCAGGAAUGAAUACGGCACUUAGCAAACUGAAAAAGGUUCACAAAAACACCAAGAGGAAGCCUCAAAAGCUAGUGUUUAUGCAAGCAGGAUCUGGUGAGCUUGACUCGGAGAAGAAAGUCUAUUUCAAUGGGAACAUGAAAGCUAUCAAACAAAACGACCCAAAAGAAUCUACAAGUCAAACAAAGGGCACUAAGACACUUACCAAAAAGCAACCUACCAGAACAGUGAGGAGCAGAAAAAUAAGAGACACCAACCCCACCAUGCGAUCUGCAGUGAGCGUCACUACCAAUCAGGAGUGGGUCUGUGACAAAGUUAUAGACCUUAGUCACACCGCCGAAUCACCUGUCCCAAAGACCACUGCUGAGAGCAACAAAGAAGAUUCAAAGGAUUCGGUGACAGCUUGCCAAGGCCCUCAGGUACCACUGGACCCUAAGAAACGAAGCAAACCUAUUCCUUUGAAGAAAGUUUUCUCAAACCUUCAUUUAGCUGGAAGUUCAAGUGAGCUUGAAAACCCUAUUGCCCCCAAUUGUUCCUGGAUGGCAUUUGGAAGAGGCGAAGAAGACAGUGAUACAUAAACCCCCGUGGAGCCUGGACGGUUGCCAUCUUCCACCCCAUAUUAAAACUCCUAAGGCCAAGACUCAAAAAGUGUCUCCAUCAUACUUGAAACUGGCAACGGAAUUUACAAUCAAAAAGAAAGGAAAACAAAGAAUCCCAUCCAAUAGUCACCUCAACACCUACUUAAGAGAAUGUUAAUAUCACCUUGUUCUCUAGAAAGAAUUUUGAGUAAAGAGGUUAUUGUUUUCCUUAGAAAACAUCUAUAUUGUCUCUUCGUUGAUUUUUUUUUCAUUAAAUGAUCAUUUUCAGUCCUCCAAAAAAUUCUAUUAAAGGAAUAUCUCUAUUCCAGGAUCUAUUUGAAACCCUAAAAUAG